AUGUUUUGGUUUCACCGGCUGCCCCUCGGCCUCCUGCUGCUGCUCCACCUGGCCACUGCCGCCGUUCAAGUCUUCAUGGACGGCAACUCGGCCAGUCAGAUGCUGAGCCGGCGGAGACGAGCCAACAGCUUUUUAGAGGAGGUCAAACAAGGCAAUAUGGAGAGGGAGUGCAGAGAGGAGACCUGCGACUGGGAGGAGGCGCGCGAGAUCUUCGAAAACGCUGAGAAAACUGAUGAAUUCUGGGCCAUAUAUGUUGAUGGUGACGCAUGUCAAUCGAUGCCCUGCGCUCAUGGAGGAGUUUGCAAAGACGGGGUCGGCAGGUACACCUGCUUCUGCCAGACUGCGUACCAGGGCUACAACUGUGAAAUCGCUAUUCCUGAACUCUGUGAGAACUUAAAUGGUGGCUGCCAACACUUCUGCCGUGUGGAACAAGGAAACGUUAGGUGUUCCUGCGCUGAUGGAUAUUACCUGUUAGGAGAUGACAAGUCCUGCGACUCCAAAGAUGAAUUCAAAUGUGGUGCCAUCUUCACCGGAAGCACCCGGACCGUUUUCAGGUACGAACGGCCUAACGUGACGCAGGGGAACUUUACUGGAUUGAACUACAUGGACUCCAAUCCCAACGUCACAGAUGAGACGCAUGUGCCAGAUGAUGGCCAUAUCGCAGAUCCCCCAGUUUUUGAGAACAGAAGCAGCGACCCACUCCCAAAGAACUACGUGGCCGAGAGUAUUAUCAGUCCUCAGAUGUCGAGUUUGACCCGCAUCGUUGGUGGAGAGGACUGUCCACCAGGAGAAUGUCCAUGGCAGGCUCUCCUCCUGAACGAGGACCACCGAGGGUUCUGCGGAGGAACCAUCCUCAAUGAGUAUAUCAUCCUGACAGCCGCCCACUGUAUGAACCAGUCACGCUACAUCUAUAUUACACUCGUUUUAGGGCGCAUUCACACCAACAGGAGGUGGUGCGCACUAAACGGUCCAUUCAGACCAAAAGCUCUUAGUUCGGUUCGUUUUCGUUGGUGUGAAAGCAUCAAUCGCACUCAGGUGCGCACUGAAUCAAGCGGACCGAGACCUCCAAAAAGAGGUGGUGUCGGUGAGUUUGACGUACUGGUGGAUGAUGGUACUGAAGUUGUCCGCCAAGUCGAAACUAUCAUCGCUCACAAUAAAUAUCGGCCCGACACCUACCACAAUGACAUCGCACUCAUCAAACUGACCAAGCCCAUCAAGUUCAGCAGGUACAUCGUGCCGGCCUGCUUACCUGAGCAAGACUUUGCUGAAAAGGUCUUGAUGCGGCAGCCAGACGGCUUGGUCAGCGGGUUCGGACGUAUCGGCGAGGGUCGGCAGCCGUCCACCAUCUUGCAGCGCCUCACCAUGCCAUAUGUGGAUCGGUCCAUCUGCAUUGAAUCCACCAGUUUACGUAUUACUGCCCGUAUGUUCUGUGCCGGUUACGACUCAGAAGCAAAGGACGCCUGCCAAGGUGACAGCGGCGGGCCACACGUCACACGGUACGGUGACACCUAUUUCGUCACCGGCAUCGUGAGCUGGGGCGAAGGAUGCGCACGCAGAGGUAAAUACGGCAUCUACACCCAGGUGUCCAAGUAUAUCCGCUGGAUCCGUGAGGGCACCGCAAAGCUGAUGUCCAGAAACAGAAAGAAGAGGCACCUCGGCCACAUCGAGAGGCUGUACCUGUAA
Scomber scombrus (Atlantic mackerel) is the source of this 1683-nucleotide messenger RNA. It is a transcript of the gene f10, whose product is annotated as coagulation factor X. Lineage: Eukaryota; Metazoa; Chordata; Actinopteri; Scombriformes; Scombridae. The record is from RefSeq and is a predicted model, not a curated record. Bases 1 to 1683 code for a protein of 560 amino acids. The transcript has 10 exons. Gene Ontology annotation, biological process: proteolysis. Gene Ontology annotation, cellular component: extracellular region. Gene Ontology annotation, molecular function: serine-type endopeptidase activity; calcium ion binding.